AUGGGAAUAGUUCACAAGCUCAUAACUUCAGUCUCCGGCUUGUACAAUAACAUCAAUCCAAUAACAUUGAGUGGAGUUAACGAUGUUAUCGUCGUUGAAGACAAGGAUGGAAAUCUGAGGUGUACUGAAUUUCAACUUCGGUUUGGAAGGCUUUACUUCUACGGUAUCAAUAACCAGACAGUUCACCUGUUUGUCAAUGGAAAGAUGUGCGACAUCACAAUGUCUAUAACAAGCCAAGGAGAGCUAUUUUUUGAAAAGGACACGGAGGACGACCUUGGAAUCGAUUACGAUGUAAUACUCGAGUACAACAACAAACUCUCCGCGAUGUUCGACUCUGACGACGAGCUGAUCCUGAACAAGAGGCUUGAGCAGCUUUCGUUGGGAAGCGGCUCUGACCUCAGCACACUGAAUUUCGACAUUGUAAUGAAAUGUAAGGAAAAGAAUCUAGACAUCGGGUUCAGAAAGUAUCUAAGAAACAAGAGAACAGAGAAUCUCAGGAAGAGAAUGUAUGGCCAGGUUCUGCGGCAGAGAGGGCACAAAGACUCAUACCACGACUUUGAAAAGAAGUUUGUCAAGUUUGGAAGCCUGAUCAACUCCACCGAGCACUUCGACUUUUUGAUAGGAAGAUAUCGCUCUGUCCUCCAUCUUAUCACUGGAUUGCAUCUGCACCCGCCAUUUAAUAACAAGGUGUGCGACGGAAAUAACAAGGGGUGCACAGGAGCAAGUAUAUCGUUUUCUCUCUGCUACAACAAAAAGAUACAGGAGUCCCUUGACCAUACGUUCAACUCCUUUCUGGUCCAGGAAAUAAGAAACACAGAAGGCCUUGUUGUGAGGGUCCAGGGAUGCAAGAGCUGUAACUUCCGCUUCUAUCUGCCAUACGACAUAUUCUGCAGAAUCUUCUUCGAAGUGCAGGGAUCUCGAAUCAAUAAGGCGAAGAAGAUCAUGAAGAUUCUUGAGAACGAGCACAAUAGGCUCCUAGGAUGGAACAUAUUUGGAACAAAGAAGAUCAUCAAGAGGGAUGUGUCUUUCUCGCUGAAGCUGAACUCUGAGGAGCUAAGAAUGCUCAACCUGAAGGAGGGGAAGAACCAGGUGGUUUUCAAGAUUAGCGGGUUGAACAAGCAGCUCGAGGGGAGCAUCUAUCUGUGGAGAAGCAAUGCAAAGAUAAUUGUUUCAGACAUUGAUGGCACAAUAACCAAAAGCGACGUAUGGGGCCAUCUCUACGGAAUGAUGGGAAAAGACUGGACCCACCAUGGUGUGGCUUCGCUAUACACAAAAAUAGUCAGGAAUGGAUACAAAAUAGUUUACCUGACAGCAAGGCCCUUGGGACAGUCGUUCUCGACAAAGUCGUAUCUCAAAAACGUGUGCCAGGACGGGUAUAAGCUUCCAGAUGGCCCUGUGAUCCUGUCACCGGAUGGAGUGUUUGCAGCAUUAUACAGGGAACUGAUAAUAAGAAGGCCGGAGGACUUCAAGAUAGCAUAUCUAAAAACAAUUCAGGAGCUCUUUGGCGACACAAACCCAUUUGUUGCAGGAUUUGGAAACAAAAUCACUGACGUGAUAACCUACAAGGCACUGGAAGUUCCGCUGUCAAGGAUUUUCACGAUCAACCACAAAGGCGAGCUAUAUGUCGAGCUGGUAAAGACACUAUCCGGAACAUACAGGACAAUGAACGACUUCGUAGAUAGCAUGUUUCCAUACCUGUCUCCCAAGACAAUACCAUUCAUAGAUCAUUCAUUCAGCGACUUUUCCUGGUGGAGCAUCCAGAAUGCAUCCCAUGUAUAG
Messenger RNA from Encephalitozoon cuniculi GB-M1, 1779 nucleotides. RefSeq lists its product as uncharacterized. Lineage: Eukaryota; Fungi; Microsporidia; Unikaryonidae. Gene Ontology annotation, molecular function: phosphatidate phosphatase activity. The record is from RefSeq and is marked provisional. Bases 1 to 1779 code for a protein of 592 amino acids. The transcript has a single exon.